GAGCUCUGCUCUCCGUCGUGCUUUCUCGGGCAGUCGGAACAUCCGUUCAAUGGCUGGAGGGCAAGAAAAAUGGUAUUUUACAAAAGAACAAUUACUGAGUUCUCCAAGCAGAAAAUGCGGUUUAGAUGCAGAUAAAGAAUUAGCAUAUCGGCAGCAGGCCGCGAAUUUAAUACAGGAUAUGGGACAGAGGCUUCAAGUCUCUCAACUAUGCAUCAACACGGCAAUAGUGUAUAUGCACAGGUUCUACGCCUUCCACUCGUUCACGCAGUUCCACAGGAAUGCUAUAGCUGCUGCAGCGCUGUUCCUCGCUGCGAAGGUGGAGGAGCAGCCAAGGAAAUUAGAAUAUGUAAUAAAAGUGGCACACGUGUGCCUCCACCGAGGUGAAAGUAUCACCGCCCUGUCGCCUGAACAGUACCAAGAACAGGCGCAGGACCUAGUAUUCAACGAGAAUGUCCUCCUACAGACCUUAGGGUUCGAUGUUGCUAUCGACCAUCCCCACACGCACGUUGUUCGCACAUGUCACCUUGUCAAAGCCCCGAAGGAUCUAGCACAGACAUCGUAUUUCAUGGCGUCGAACAGUCUACACUUGACUACGAUGUGCCUUCAGUAUAGGCCUACGGUGGUCGCCUGUUUCUGCAUACAUUUGGCGUCGAAAUGGAGUAAUUGGGCGAUACCGCAGUCGAACGAGGGUCGUCAUUGGUUCUCCUACGUAGACCGGUCGGUGACCACGGAACUACUGGAGAAGUUGACGGCCGAGUUCCUGCUCAUCUUCGAGAAGUGCCCCUCGAGGCUCAAGAGGAAGAUGAUGAAUGUUAAAGCUGCGGAUGGCAGUUCUCCACACUCGUUGCCAAACGCAUCGGGCUCAGGCGUCGCCAACUCGCCUUUCGACAAGAAGCACCCGCCGUCCAGUGCCGAUGAGAUCGACAAGUCCUUCGACAAAGAAUAUGAACGCGAGAGGCGACGCCAACCUGUCCCGGGUGGCUACGUGCCAGCCACUACAGCCGCUCCACCCCAACCACAACCACAGAAGAUAGACUACAACCUAUACAGACAACGGGGAGAGAGGGAAGAACGAGAGAGGCGGGAGGAGAGGGAGAGGCGGCAACAGGCCAUGCAGCAGCAGCAGCAAGCCAGGCCCGGAGCCCCGCAGCCCAGGCCCAAUGCCCAGGCCCCUCCCCACCACCAGAGACCUUCCAGUCAACACGGCCACCACAAACAGCACCAUCCCUGGCCCCCACACAAGUCCCACCAUCCCAAACCGCCUCACGACCACAGGCAUCACAGGCCGCCCAUCCCCGGUCCGUCAACAUCCACUACCACCACGCCUGCACCUACUCAUCCGCCCCCCACAUCUCAACCCGAAGUGGUUCCUCAAAGGACGAGGCCACCUUCGUUGUUCUCGCCUGAGAAUGCGACCACUCCCACCGCGGCGGCUGCGGCGGCUCCACGGAGGCCGCAGCCCCAGCAGCCUCCUCCGCACCGACCCAAGCCCGAGGUCAGGCCCACCCCGCCCCCCGCGCCGCAAGUACCUCAGCCUCCCGUACAAACACAAGAGCAGAGGCCGCCCAGCCCGCACAGAAAGCGGCCGGACCCUACAGCGGCUAUCAGAGAAAUGCAACCGCCGGCGAUACUGUCCCCAUUCUCCUCUCCCCCCUCUAAAGAAAUGCCGAAGCAGCCGAGACAACGGCUGCCUUCGUCCAGUUCCGAGCCAGAGCUAGUGCCCGUCGUCAAAAAGAUUGAGGACACACCCGGGUACGAGAAUGUUAUACGCGACUCGCAGAGGGGCACGGCGAUCAAAACCAGGGCUCCAGAACGGAAACCUGAGCUGCCCACUAGGCCUGUUAACGGCAUCGAAACUGAUCCUACACUAGUAUCGAAUCUACUAAAGGAAAGUUUAGCCAAACCAGCGCCUAUAACGGUGGCUACAGAACGCAAGUCUCCCGAGGUGAAGCGCGAGCCGCCCGCCGAGCCCCCUCCCGCGCCCGUCUUGCCUGCCCCCGCGGCUGUCGAACCCCCUCCCCCCGUAGAAGAAGUGCCCGAACACAGGCAUAAGAAGGAAAAGAAGAAAAAAGACAAACACAAACACAAAGACCGGGACAAAUCGAAGGAGGAGAGAAAGAAACACAAAAAGGACAAAGAGAAGAGGAAAGAGAGUCCUCCUCCACAGCCGGUCGAACCGCCGCAGCAGGACGGGGCUCUGAGGAUAACGAUACCUAAAGAGAAGUUGUCGACUAGUCCCGGUCUUAAGAUUAAGAUUCCUAAGGAUAGGUUGGCGGCGCCGCCGCUGCCGCCGCAGCCGCAGCCGUCGAGCCUGAAGAUCAAGAUAUCUCGCGACGUGCUCGACGCGUCCACCCGCAAGCGCAGCGCGGCGCAGGAGCCGCCCGCGCCGCCGCACAAGCUGCCGCGGCACAACGGAGCUCCCCACCACCCCAAGGUCGUCGAACAAUCGCUGGGGAACGGUCACAAGUGACGUCUCAACCCCGCCAGCGCUGCGUGUGUCGACGUUCCUCAAGAAAACAACUAUCGGACCUCAGUAGUGUAGUGUAACUACAGUUUAAAACCUUUUUUUCACUGUUUAACUGAUUUUUUUUCUCUUCUUUUGUUUUUUGAGCGCGCGAUUUUGGCUCGAUUUUGGUUAAAAUUCGAAUGUGUGACAUGUUACCACAGUAUAAACUUGUACUACAGUUGUGAAGCUAACUUCUAGCGUUCGUAAAAUUGACACUUAUUCACGCAUGUACAUCGACGAGAUUUUAAUCGGCGCUACCAGUGCUUGUCAGUACUGAGUGUCGUGCAUCGAGCAUAUGCGUGUGUGAGUGAUAUCAUUACGAACGUUAGAACGUAGCUUCACAACCGUUUACAAUAUUUAAACUGUGGUGUAACAGUCACUGGUCACUUGUAAAUUAAAAAAAAUAAAAGCACUUUGUAAAUAAAUUGCGUGUGUUUAACAGACUGAUUGAUUUUCUUUGGAGCCAAAAUUGUGUUGCUAGAUAAAAAAAAUGGCGGGUUUUAGGUGCGGGGUUGCUAGCUGUACUAAUAAAACGGCAUCUGACGCCGAUACCCACCCUGCAGGGAUGAUUGGGCUUGAAAUAUUAAUUAUUUCAGUGUCGUAUUUAACCGGUAAUCUUUUUUCUUUUUGAAGUAGUGAUUUUGUACAAAAUAAUGACAGGUAUCGUUAAAAUGGGAGGGAUUUUUCUUUAAUUUUUUCGUUUUUUAUUUCUUUUAACAUAAAAAUGCUGUUGAACAUAAAAUACUUGAAAUUAUUAUCAGCGUAAUACGACACUGAUUUAACAGUUUUCGACAUUAAACCGACAGCCAACCGGUGGUUACACAAAUAAAAAAAAUAUGUAAAUGAAAAAUAAAACUGACAAAAAACAGUAACUUUCCGGUUGACUGUCGUAAGUGACUGUUGUUUGUAAAAUGGUGAGAUUUUUUUUAAAGAUAAUUUUAUAUGUAAGUGUAUAUUUUGUAGGUAUUAGGGCCUGUCUAGAUUUUUAUAGUAUUUUUCCUAUUUCUGGCUGGCCCAAGACUAAUCGUACGAUGGGGAAGCAGUCACAUCGGCGGAUUUGAAAAUGGAACUUACCAGAGACAUCACCUGUCAUCAUCGAUGACGUAUCCUGUCACCUGUCAAUGUCACUGCUUCCCUCAUUGUUGAAGUGUCGAUAAAUUAUUAUAUUAUAGAUAUCGAUGCUCUACGAUACAAAAGCUUACAUUAUGUAAAUGACGAUUCUUAUGAAUAAUUCUGAUUAGGUGUUAAAAAUUAAAAAAAAUACAAAACAAAAAUAUUAUGACGUAGCGUUGAGUGAUUGGACGAAUGAAUUGCAAAAUAUUAAUUAAAAAUUAAAGCAAAAACGAUGUAUAGGUAUCGAAAAGUUAGUUUAAGGUUUCGUUAGUUAGACAAUUGUGAAUUUUUAAAAUAGUAUCAUUUAGGGUUGUUGCACACUGGCGAUUAGUCGCUGCGACUUUUUCGUGCGACUUAGGUAAUUUUCGAUAUGGAUGGUAAUACUGUAAAUUCAACGAAUAGUUUUUAAGUUUGUGUUGUCUUGCAUUUAGUGUGAAAUAUAAGGAGAAAUACAUUUUGUACAAGAAAUAUUCAAAUUAGUAUCAUGUUCUUAUUGGUCCCCUUUCCCCUUUGGCUGUCUUAUAAAAUAUUAUAAAGUGUUAUAUAAAGCUUAAUACAUGCUUUAAAUAUUAUUAUAGGGCAAAAUAAUGUGAAUUCGCUGUGUAUAAUUUUCAUGGUAUUGAAAGAAACUUAGUUUUUCUACCGCCACUUAUCUUAUAAGGUAAAUGUAAAAAAAAUAUAUGACUAAAAAGUGUAUUAGUUACAAAUGCCAUUUGGAAUAUCCUAUUUUCUAUUAUAACUCUACAUAUCGUUUGUAUGUAUAAAAAAAAUGUUAUAUGUAUUUCCUUUUUUCAUAAAGUCUGGGCGACAAAAAAUUCGCGCGAAAAAGUCGCGUGAAACGUCAACAGCCCGACUUUUUUUUAAAUUAAUUUUUAUUUAGUUAGACUUUAGCGAUUUGUUAAAAGAAAGUAAUAAAAUAAACUUGUUAAUUUCUUUCCUAAGGCUAGGUAUUAUUGUAAGUGUACAUAAUUUUGUGUAAUUUCAAUUUAUUGUAGUUGAAAUUCUCUAGCCUUCGCACCUAUUUCGUUUUGAAACUGAAUACAGUUUCCGAACGUAACCGCCAGUACGAACAAAGACCGUGUUUAGAUUGCGUGGCCUCUGAUUGGUUGAUUUUGGUCACCUAUAAAGAGUCAGUUAUCUGAUAGUUAAUGCUAUCUGUCAGAUAAAGGCUGCUUAUAAUGUCUGCUAUCCGAGACCUGUGAAACAAUAAAGUUUAUCUGUCAGAUAGAUGGCUGAUAGGCUAUUAGAGACUACCAGUAACUGGUAAAAGUGGCCAAUAGUGUCGCUAAAUUCAAUGGUGGCUUGCAACUAAAUUCCGAGUCCUUUCAUACCUUCUUUUUUUUAACGACGUCAAAAAUCAUCAAAUGACCCCUCCCGCUGUGGGUUAGCAGCGGUGAGGGAGUGUCAGACUCUUACUGACUAAAAACCGUCGUGUUCCGUCGUAGGCCUUUUAUGUACUAGGGCCGCGGUAUCUCUUUCGAACAACCCGCAGCCUCGGCAGAGCCCUUUCAUACCUUAAAAUGGUAUCUGCGCAGCGACUUGCGCAUGGUACCGAGCCGACAUUAUGUUUGGCGUGUAUCGCAUCUUAACGUUUUGUACUCAAGUGCCUUGCACGGUUGGGUCGCUGGGUUUUGUCGUCUCGUGUGGACUUACCUUUAUGUUGAGUCCACGCAGAUUUUGGUUAGACAGACAAGUUUGUAGAUAGGGUUCAUUUUUAAAUAUGGGUUAUAAAAAAUGCAGUUAUAAUCUGUAACAUAAUAAUUGAGGUUAUUUUAUCUGUAAUUGUAAAAAUGGUAGUCCAAAAAUCGCCGAACAGUUGCGCCACAGUCGUCCCACUAUCUAAACACGUUCAAAUUUAGUCAAUGUAUUUAUGAAAAAAAAAAAGUAAUUUUGUAUUAUAAAUAUAAUAAUAUGAAAACAAUAUUAAGCAAAGAAUCGGCCAGGUUUCUUAAUAAUGCGAAAAAUGUGAUAUAAUAAACGUUUCGAUUCAGGUAAAUAAUGGUUGUAAACUUAUAUAUUGUUGUAUUGUCUAUACGUAAGUUGAUUUUAUAACUAUAUGGUUUUUAGUCCAGUUUUUAAUAUGGGAUUCACAAUUUCAAAUGCAGAACUGUAACAGAUUAUAAACAAAAAAAAAAGAAUAUAACAAUAAAAGAAAAAAAAUAACAGCAUAUUUUUGUACCAAUAAGCGAGCAUUGGACGCUUUAAAAUUCUCUUUUAUUUUGAAUUUUAUAAAAUACACUUAUUACUAGACCAAACUUAAAUAAAGUGCAAAAAAUACACGUACACUAACUUAAUAUCACUCUCACUCAAUAUAAAUUUUUAAAGAAAAAAUAUUUCCGUAUAUAUAAAAAAAAACUGGACUAAAAACUACAUUAACCCAAUUCUUACCCGAAAAAUUGUCGUAGAAUAAAGCUUUCUACGGAUAAUUAAUGUCUGUAGCUUUUUGUAAAGUUUGCCUGAAAAUAGUAUCUGAAAAUGACUGAAGAUAAUAUCAUGUUCAUAAAGUAAUAUGCAUAUAGAUCUCAGUCAGGCAGGUACUAAUAUAAAUUUUAAUUCUUUCCAAGUGUAUCUUGGACACCAGUGACUGUGUAAAUGUGAAGGAAAACAUCUUGAGGAAAUUUUGACUCUGAAAUCGCCAAUCCGCUUUGAGCAAGCGUGGUGAUUAACGCUCAUUCCUUCUCUGUAUGAGAAUAGACCUGUGCCCUGCAAUGGGCUAAUAAAAAGGCAAGAAAAUGAUAUAGGAACCAGAAAUAAUGUAUUGUUGUUUACAUAGCAGACUUUGUAUGUUCAUAUUUAAAUGUUAAAAGGAGGGAAAUACAAAUACCCUAUGAUAAUAUGGGUAUUGGAAAUAAAAUUAUGUAAUAGUAUGCAAUUUCUCAACUUAUGCUGCAGGUGUAAUCACCUAACAAACCCUAGUGUCAGAGUAUUCUAAAAUUCGCCUGACGGCCUCUGACGUGGAAUUGUAACAACGGACUGCUACUGAGUAGCAUUCGGGGGACGCCGGCGACACGUGCCCUCCUAGGGAUUAUCAGUUCUCAAUCUAAAUAGGAUAUUUUGAUAGAGAAAAGGUGAAUUUUACAAAAGCUACAGACCCCAAGCUUACAUUAUAAUGUUUAUAUAAAUAUAUACUUGGCAAUACUCAAUGGUUUGCGUAAAAAGAAAUGUUUUAAACUGCUGCUCGUGUAGACAAUUUAUAAUAAUCAGCCGGAGAUUUUGGGUGGACUCGUAAAGGGAAUGUAUCAAGUUAUCUAACCUUCCUAUAUUAAAAGCGAUGUUUGUUUGUAUGUUACUCCUUAACGGUGAAACUACUGCACUAAUUUGGAUGCAACUUUGUUUGGAGAUAGAUGUUAUCCGCACGCUUUAACUAGGCAGUUCUUCACGCGAGUGGAACCGCGGAAAACAGUCUAAAAAGUAUAUUUUUAAACACUGAAAAAGUUUUCAAAAUGUGACUUUAAUUUGUAUAUGCCAUUAUUGAAUAACAAAUAUGUAGAUACAAAAAUGCCGCUUCAAAUAUUAUCCAUACAAUUGAACGGUGGAUUUCAAUAACCAAUCUCUAUCCGCUGAUUUCUUACCGGAGAUAGGAUUUUGACGUAACUCGUAUGGGGCUUAUGACAAAAUACUAUCUUCAGUAAGAAAAUAGGUUAGGUUAUUGAAAUCGCAGUUAAUGCACAAUGUUUGGCUUAAAGGUCUUGCAAAAGAAUUGUAAUAAAAUGCUCACGCAACUUUGUGACGCUGGUUAAAAAACGGCGAAAUAUUACUUAUAUGAAGGUUGUAUCAGGAUAUUGUCAAGAAAUGUAUUGUAAAUGUGAUAAAAACAAUGUUUUCUGAUUAUGCGCGAAUGCUAUUUAAACGAAAUAAAAAAUUUCGCGUUGAAA
Helicoverpa armigera (cotton bollworm) is the source of this 7494-nucleotide messenger RNA. RefSeq names its product cyclin-T (gene CycT). Lineage: Eukaryota; Metazoa; Arthropoda; Insecta; Lepidoptera; Noctuidae. Bases 50 to 2470 code for a protein of 806 amino acids. The record is from RefSeq and is a predicted model, not a curated record. Gene Ontology annotation, biological process: regulation of transcription by RNA polymerase II; positive regulation of DNA-templated transcription, elongation. Gene Ontology annotation, molecular function: cyclin-dependent protein serine/threonine kinase activator activity. Gene Ontology annotation, cellular component: cyclin/CDK positive transcription elongation factor complex; nucleus. The transcript has 9 exons.